Messenger RNA from Aegilops tauschii subsp. strangulata, 741 nucleotides. Its product is annotated as secreted RxLR effector protein 161-like. Lineage: Eukaryota; Viridiplantae; Streptophyta; Magnoliopsida; Poales; Poaceae. The record is from RefSeq and is a predicted model, not a curated record.
AUGGAGGAGAGGCUGAAACUGAGCUGCGACAGCACGACGGAGGAAGUGGAUGCUACGCAGUACCGACGCCUUGUGGGGAGCCUUUGCUACCUCGCCCACACACGGCCGGACUUGGCAUUCUCCGUCGGCUAUGUCAGUCGGUUCAUGGAGCGACCGACGUCGGAGCACCAGCAGGCAGUGAAGAGGAUUGUCCGCUACGUAGCAGGGACCCUCGACCACGGCCUCCACUACCCUAGGUGUCCGGGGGCGGCACACUUCGUCGGGUACAGCGACCACGCCGGCGACAUCGACACCAACAAGAGCACGAGCGGGAUCCUCUUCUUCCUCGGCAAGUGUCUCGUGAGCUGGCAAUCGGUCAAGCAGCAGGUGGUGGCCCUGUCCAGCUGUGAGGCUGAGUACAUAGCGGCCUCCACCGCCUGCACUCAGGCGCUCUGGCUCGCUCGACUGCUUGGUGAUCUCCUCGUUCGAGACACCAGAACGGUGCAGCUCCUGGUGGACAGCAAGUCCGCCCUGGCCCUGGCAAAGAACCCCGUUUUCCACGAGCGGAGCAAGCACAUCCGACUGAGGUAUCACUUCAUCCGCAGCUGUCUGGAAGAAGGGAGCAUCGAGGCGAGCUACAUCAACACCACAGACCAGCUCGCAGACCUGCUCACCAAGCCCCUUGGGAGGACCAAGUUCCUCGAACUUUGCUCCAGGAUCGGGAUGAUUCGACUCUCCCACAAAACGACGUACAAGACUUAG